GAAUAACCCUUCAUUAGGUUGGAGACGAAAUGUACUACUUGUUGAAGCAUUGCAUAGUCCUGAUUCGGGAAGAACUGUGCACCAUGCUCGGGCACUUGAGUCAUUUUGUGUACGAACUGGAAUAAGAUUAUCCCGUUUGCAUGACAUAUCUGGAAUUUCAAAGGCAUUGCCAACAACAACAUUUCCAACACCAUUUACCUCUCCACUGAUCACUGGAAGUUUCCCCUCAAGCCCUCUGUUGUUCAGUCCGGAUGUUGGCCUGCAGAGGCUUGGCCAAAUUGACAUGGUCCCACCUUUAAGCUUGGAUGGAUUACAAUCUGGAAAGACAGCAUCACCCCCAAAGUCUCCUGGACCCAGGCAGCUCUCUUUACCUGUACGGUCAUUGCAUGAGAUGUUACAGAAUCUACCACAAGUGGGCAUUAUACAUUUGGCCCUUCAAAAUGACUCAAUUGGCUCAAUAUUAAGUUGGCAGAAUGAUGUGUUUGUCGUGGCUGAACCUGGAGAACUGGCUGAUAAGUUCAUACAAAGUGUCAAGGUUAGCAUGUUGUCAGUGAUGCGGAGCCAGCAUCAGAAGGGUGCAUCGCCAUUUGCCAAUAUAACAACUAUUGCCAAUUUGGUUCACUGUAGACCAUACUUCCAAGUUGGAAAUAUAGGGCAUAGAUAUAUUGGACGCCAAACCCAAGUUAUGGAAGACGAUCAAGAAAUUGGGGCAUACAUGUUUCAUUGUACAGUACCUUCUUUGCACAUGACACCUGAUGAUGUUCGUUGGAUGGUUGGAGCUUGGAGGGACCGAAUCAUUAUCUGCACGGGAACUUAUGGUUUCCCUGCAAAUUUAAUUAAGGCCUUUCUAGAUUCUGGGGUCAACGCUGUUAUAUGCCCUACAGCCGAGCCCCAAGAUGUGUCACUGACAACAGAUGGUGGAUCAGGAGAGUAUAAUGUUCUGGAAAAUGGGAGGUUCGAGACUGGUGUGGAAGACGGAGAAGAUGAAGAGGUUGAACCUAUCAGUCCAGGUUUAGUGAGUGACUGGGAAGAUAGUGACUCGGAGAAGAAUGGGAACCACCAUUCUACAGGUUUUUGGAAUGAAGAAGACGAGGAACUAUCAAGGUUUGUCUGUCAGUUGUAUGACUUAGUAUUUCGUGAAGGCUUAAGAGUGGAUGUUGCCCUAAAAAGUGCUCUUGCCUCCCAUCGGAAGCUGAGAUACUCCUGUCAUCUUCCCAAUGUAAAGUAGUUUGUCAAAUAAAUCUCAUACAACAUUAAAAAUAAUAAUAAGAAGAAGAAGAAUAAGAAAAAUAAAAUGAAAUAAGAGGUACCAUUCAAUUUUGAGGCUUAUAAGAAAACAUUUGUUGUCUAUCAUUCAUUACAUGAAACUUGAGUAUGGUUAUUAACAUUUUUUAACUGGAAAGAUGUAUGGAAAUUUAAAUUUCUUCAAAGCAGUGCCUGCUGAAAAUGGUCUUUUUCUGUUAUGGAAAAUCCUAAUGUCAGGUGUGUUCUGUCUAAUCUGUAUCUUUUGAUAAGCCCAUUUCUAUAUCAGUAUGAAUUUCAUUUCAUACCGUUCAAGUGCUGGGUGUUCAUGCAUAGUCUGCAUUGGUGAAAUUGCCAUCAGCCAGGUUCUCUAGCAAAGUUACUUUUCUUGGUAAGGCUGUCCUGAACUUCAAUAACUUUCAGUUCCUGGGAUCAGGCCCGUCUGC
Molecule: messenger RNA, 1688 nt
Organism: Durio zibethinus
Lineage: Eukaryota; Viridiplantae; Streptophyta; Magnoliopsida; Malvales; Malvaceae
Source: RefSeq, a predicted model, not a curated record